AUAAGUUCCGGUUCAGUGGUUGUAAAAUAGGAUGGUUUUAGAAGUCACACUGGAGAUACAUGCAUGUCAAUAGAUCUCUUAAGUUAUGUCUCGGCAUGCAGUUCUGUCAUCGGGAGUAAAAACGUGGAGAUCUAUAGCCUGUGAAAAGUCAGAGUUGCGUCUAGAUUUAACUCUUGCUUGUGGGCAAUCCUUCCGUUGGAGAGAGACAUCAGAAGACCACUGGACUGGAGUGAUAGGAGGACGAGUGUGGACUCUAACCCAAACAGAAGAUAAUUUGUGGUACCAUGUUUACCAAAGAAAUGACAGGCACAUGGAUACAGGAGUUGGACCAAAUGAGGAAAACAAGUCACAGAUUAGAUUUAGAGGAGUUGUUAAGAAAGAAGAGGAGGAGGCAGUGGCUGUAACCGUACAGAAUGAUAAAGAGGAAGAGGUAGUGCUGAGAGAUUACUUCCAGCUGAAUGUGAAUCUGAAGGAUCUGUAUAGGAAAUGGGCAGCAGCAGACCCCCACUUCAAGGAAAUCGCAGACAUCUUCACCGGUGUGCGGAUGCUCCGCCAGGACCCGACGGAAUGCCUAUUUUCCUUCAUUUGCACCUCCAACAACCACAUCUCUCGUAUCCAAGGCAUGGUGGAGAGGCUCUGUCAGGCCAGGGGUAGCCUACUCUGUCAACUGGAUCAAACCUCCUACUACAAAUUCCCUUCUCUGUCUGCAUUAGCAGAUGGCAGUGUCAAAGCAUGUCUCAGGGAGCUUGGUUUUGGAUACAGAGCUCGGUUCCUGCAACAAAGUGCAAAGCAGAUUUUGGACAACCAUGGUCCCGAAUGGCUUGAAGGUCUACGCAGUGUGCCAUAUGUGGAGGCCCGUGAUUCCUUGCGUACCCUUCCCGGAGUGGGCACUAAGGUGGCAGAUUGUGUAUGUCUGAUGUCCCUUGAUAAGGCUGAUGCAGUGCCAAUUGAUACACAUGUGUGGCAGAUUGCCAAGCGUGAUUACAAAUACAUUGCUGUCAAUGAACCAAAAAGCAUCACAGAAAAACUUCACAAAGACAUAGGGGAUUUCUUCCGGAAGCUGUGGGGUCCUUAUGCUGGUUGGGCACAAUCUGUUUUGUUCUGUGCGGAUCUCAAGAAAUUCCAAAAGCUGAAAGAAAGACCUAAUUUGAAGAGGCCAAAGAAUGAGUUAGACGGUGAAAACAUGGUAACAUGUAAGAAACCAAAUAAUAAGACUGUAAAAAAUGCAACUGUUGUUAAACAUAAACUAAAUAAGGGACAGUUGAGCAGGUAGUAUAACAUACUUUUCUACAAUGUACAUUUAUGGUAUUAAUUAACCUGUCAUGAUAUUUUGUAAACAAAUUAGUUUCUAUGUAAACCCUUCUGUGUCUAAUUGUCCAUGAAUUUAGAAAUUCAGCACUGCGGUAACUUUUUUUUUUGUAGAUAUACAUGAAAUAGCUUUUACGCUGCUGUAUCGCCACAUGAUCACACACAGCUACUGAAA
This is a messenger RNA of Nerophis lumbriciformis (worm pipefish), 1483 nucleotides long. It is a transcript of the gene ogg1, whose product is annotated as 8-oxoguanine DNA glycosylase. The record is from RefSeq and is a predicted model, not a curated record. Lineage: Eukaryota; Metazoa; Chordata; Actinopteri; Syngnathiformes; Syngnathidae. Gene Ontology annotation, biological process: nucleotide-excision repair; base-excision repair, AP site formation; base-excision repair. Gene Ontology annotation, molecular function: damaged DNA binding; 8-oxo-7,8-dihydroguanine DNA N-glycosylase activity. Gene Ontology annotation, cellular component: nucleus.